GCCGGUGGUUUUUUCAUCGGACCAAUGGGGUUUCGACACGACGAGACUCGCACUUCUUAUACCACAUGCGUUCAUUGUAAUUCCAGCCUGUCAUACGUGUUGAUCAAAGUGGGUUGAGUCGUGCUCUCAGUCAGUUUUGGUCUACUGGGUAUCCACUGUCCACAUCUCUUCGGCGUUUUCCAAGCAAAUCGCCCCUCCUAAGAUGCACAAAAUCGUGUGGUGUCUAGCGGCAGCGCUGCUUGUCGCUAUCGUCGGCGCCAAGAAGGACUCAGAGUCCAAGGACAAGGAUAAUGUCGGCACAGUCAUCGGUAUCGAUCUUGGAACGACGUAUUCUUGCGUCGGAGUUUUCAAGAAUGGGCGUGUGGAGAUCAUCGCUAACGACCAAGGAAACCGUAUCACGCCAUCUUACGUGGCCUUCACUGCCGAGGGAGAGCGGUUGAUUGGUGAUGCUGCCAAGAACCAGCUGACCAGCAACCCAGAGAACACAGUGUUUGAUGCCAAGCGUCUCAUUGGGCGCGAGUGGACGGAUCCCUCCGUGCAGCAUGACCUCAAGUACUUCCCGUUCACAGUGAAGGACAAGAACAGCAAGCCUCACAUUGAGGUGAAUGCUGGCAAGGAGGGCAAAAAGGUUUUCGCCCCUGAAGAGAUCUCUGCCAUGGUGUUGACCAAGAUGAAGGAAACUGCUGAAGCCUACCUGGGCAAGAAGGUGACCCACGCUGUCGUGACCGUGCCAGCCUACUUCAACGACGCCCAGCGUCAAGCCACCAAGGAUGCCGGAACCAUUGCUGGUCUCAAUGUGAUGCGUAUCAUCAACGAACCCACAGCUGCUGCCAUUGCCUACGGUCUGGACAAGAAAGAGGGCGAGAAGAACAUUCUUGUCUUCGACUUGGGAGGAGGAACCUUCGACGUGUCCCUUCUCACCAUCGACAACGGCGUCUUUGAGGUUGUCUCUACCAAUGGUGACACUCAUCUUGGUGGUGAGGACUUUGACCAGCGUGUGAUGGAGCACUUCAUCAAGCUGUACAAAAAGAAGACCGGUAAGGAUGUGCGCAAGGACAACCGCGCCGUGCAGAAGCUGCGUCGGGAGGUUGAGAAGGCAAAGAGGACCCUGUCCACUGCUCACCAGGCCAGGAUCGAGAUUGAAUCGUUCUUCGAGGGAGAGGACUUCAGUGAGACCCUGACUCGUGCUAAGUUUGAGGAGCUGAACAUGGACCUUUUCCGUUCCACCAUGAAGCCUGUUCAGAAGGUACUCGAGGAUGGUGACCUCAAGAAGACUGAUGUGGACGAGAUUGUGCUUGUCGGAGGUUCCACCAGGAUCCCCAAGGUUCAACAGCUGGUCAAGGAGUUCUUCAAUGGCAAGGAACCCACCCGUGGCAUCAACCCCGACGAAGCAGUCGCCUACGGUGCCGCCGUGCAGGCUGGAGUCCUCGGCGGAGAGGAAGACACUGGGGACCUCGUGCUGUUGGACGUGAACCCUCUGACCCUCGGCAUCGAGACAGUGGGAGGCGUCAUGACGAAACUGAUCCCCCGUAACACAGUCAUCCCCACGAAGAAGUCUCAGAUCUUCUCCACGGCCUCGGACGAGCAGAGCACUGUCACCAUCCAGGUCUUUGAGGGGGAGCGUCCCCUGACAAAGGACAACCACCAGCUGGGCAAGUUCGACCUGACUGGCAUCCCACCUGCUCCUCGAGGUGUGCCCCAAAUCGAGGUGACCUUCGAGAUUGACGUCAACGGUAUCCUGCGGGUCAGUGCAGAGGACAAGGGUACAGGCAACAAGCAGAAGAUCACCAUCAACAAUGACCAGAACAGGCUGACGCCUGAGGACAUCGAGAGGAUGGUAAAGGACGCCGAAAAGUUUGCCGACGAGGACAAGAAGGUCAAGGAGAAGGUGGAGGCCCGCAACGAACUGGAGUCUUAUGCCUACUCCCUCAAGAACCAGAUUGGAGACAAGGAGAAGAUGGGAGGCAAGCUCUCCGACGAGGACAAGAAGACUAUUGAGCAAGCUGUGGACGAGAAAAUCAAAUGGCUGGAGCAGCACAGUGACGCUGAUGCGGAAGAACUCAAGGAACAGAAGAAACAGCUGGCUGAUACUGUGCAGCCGAUUGUAGCCAAGCUGUACCCUGCAGGAGGCACCCCACCGCCGACGGACAAAGAUGACUCUACAAAGGACGAGUUGUAAAAACAAGGCCAGAUCUCUUGGGUACAGCGAGAGGCAUGGGGCAGCAGCAUUAUCACAAGUCAUCUGUUACGAUCAUGAGCUCAUCAUUUCACCACCUCUACAGUGCUGCUGCUGCCUGCCUUUUGGCUGGUUGAGUGUUCUUGGACCUAUUUACCAUGAUCAUUCUCUGUACAAAAACAAUUCUUUCUGUGUUUUUUUUUUUCGUUGUAGUAACUUAAGUUAUACAGAUGUCUUCUACUGGGUGGGCUUUCUCCAUGAGUGGGAGGGGGCUGGGUGUCAAAUAAAAGUGUUUCUAUUAAA
Ixodes scapularis (black-legged tick) is the source of this 2479-nucleotide messenger RNA. RefSeq names its product endoplasmic reticulum chaperone BiP (gene Hsc70-3). Gene Ontology annotation, molecular function: heat shock protein binding; ATP binding; misfolded protein binding. The transcript has 6 exons. The record is from RefSeq and is a predicted model, not a curated record. The coding region runs from base 203 to 2179 and encodes 658 amino acids. Lineage: Eukaryota; Metazoa; Arthropoda; Arachnida; Ixodida; Ixodidae. Gene Ontology annotation, biological process: endoplasmic reticulum unfolded protein response; cellular response to unfolded protein; protein refolding. Gene Ontology annotation, cellular component: membrane; cytoplasm; endoplasmic reticulum lumen.